AUGCGUGUAAAGAUCUCCCAAUUCUGUGCGCGUAAUGGUUUAUGUAGCAGGAACGAAGCUAAGAAGCUGAUUCAAUCUGGUCAACUUAAACUUAACGGUGUCGUGAUUCGAGCGGAUUCAACUGUUAGGGGGACGUUACAUCCUAGCAGUAUCACUUUUAACGCUCGCGCAAGGUUUUCCGAAGCUAACAAGGUAUCUGUGAUGCUUCACAAGCCGGAAUCCUAUCUGUCUACUUUUAGUCGCCGGACGGAUGUUUGGUCCAAGUCUUUAUUGAUACCAGAAAACCGUUGUGAGAACGAUAUCCAAAAUCAUCUAAAUCCGUCUAAAUUGAGACGUUUAGUACCUAUUAAUCCUCUUGAAUACGGAGCCAGUGGUCUUACUCUUUUUUCUGAGGACGUGACUUUAAUAUCUCGUUUCUCGGAUUGCGAGGAAGAAUAUCACGUUAUAUUCCGGGACCGCUUGACUGAGCCUAAGGUCUACGUUCUGAGUUGCGAGUUGCAUAUAGACGGUGUUGCGAUCCCCCGGCUUAAGAUAGCGCCAUUAAGUGAUUAUUCUGCACAGAUAUCCAUCCAAGGCGCUUCUAGCAAGCUCCGCAAGGCAUGCCGCCAGGCUGGUCUAGAAAUACGGUCUCUAAAGCGUCUAAGACUAGGUCAAUUAGAGCUUGGUGAUCUAUUAUGUGGAAUGCUACGCCUAUCAACUGCUUUGUCUGGUUCGAGACAGCAUGGUUGGCGGUUUGAGAGAUUGAGACCUACUGUGAAACGAUAUGUACGUAUCAAUCAUCCACCUCAAUUACGUUCUCCUCUUUUGAAACUAGAAGGGGAUAGCAACAAGCUGCUGUACGUGUGCAAUGGUCGGGUCUCUAGGGAGCACAUUGCGACGUUCGAGUCGUCUGCGAGGCAUUUUAUCAAGAAAGGCGAUAUUAUUGAGACGCCUGUAUUAGCAAUAGUAAAAGGUGGUUCACAUAUUCUACUAGAGACGUUAUCUAUGGAUGACAUCGAUGAGUUCGAGAAGCUGGUUCCCGAAAUCCGCAAGGCAUUUGAUGGUGGGUGUUUGAAAAGUAAAUUAAAUAUAUCUGUGAUAUCUCAAAUGGCCCCUAACCGUCCCCGUGAUGUUGCUAGUGACCUUCUUUCGGCCCUAUACCCGUUGUAG
Babesia sp. Xinjiang is the source of this 1149-nucleotide messenger RNA. RefSeq lists its product as uncharacterized. The coding region runs from base 1 to 1149 and encodes 382 amino acids. Lineage: Eukaryota; Apicomplexa; Aconoidasida; Piroplasmida; Babesiidae. Gene Ontology annotation, molecular function: pseudouridine synthase activity; RNA binding. The record is from RefSeq and is a predicted model, not a curated record. Gene Ontology annotation, biological process: pseudouridine synthesis. The transcript has 6 exons.